AUGACAAUAGAAAACACGAAUGUUGAUGUGGAGUAUUCUGACUUAAUAGAAAACCAAUCAACUCUAAAAGGAAUUACUGAACUGUGGCUUAUAUACGGUAUAGCAUUGGUUAGAGGUGUACCAAUAAGGGAAGGUCAGAUGUUGGAAGUAUGCAAGAGAUUAGCUUAUGUCCGGGAGACAGGAUUUGGGAAGACAUUUAAUCUGAAACAAAAUCUAGAUCCUAAGGCUCAUCUUGCAUAUACUGGGAUUGCACUCUCACCGCACACAGAUCUUGCCUACAGGGAAAGAUCUCCAGGCGUCCAGAUGCUCCACUGUCUCCAUUCGAGUGAUCCAAGUAUUGUAGGACAGGAUAAGGCAGGAGGACAGUCUUUCUUUAUUGAUGGUUACGUGGCAGCGGAGUGGUUAAGAGACAAUCACCCUGAUCACUUUAUUUUACUUUGUUCCACACCUGUUCCUUUCUCCCUCUUUGAUGCUGAGCGGAGUAGGUGGUAGAGAGCCGAGAGGCCCAUUAUCACAGCUGACGAAGCAGAAGAAAUCCAUUAAAGUGGAUUCUUUUUCAGAGCGCCUUUACUACCUGUAAAGAAAAUGAAACCAUUCUA
Messenger RNA from Limulus polyphemus (Atlantic horseshoe crab), 599 nucleotides. Its product is annotated as gamma-butyrobetaine dioxygenase-like. Gene Ontology annotation, molecular function: oxidoreductase activity. Gene Ontology annotation, cellular component: mitochondrion. NCBI's taxonomy places the organism in Eukaryota, Metazoa, Arthropoda, Merostomata, Xiphosura, Limulidae. The record is from RefSeq and is a predicted model, not a curated record. Gene Ontology annotation, biological process: carnitine biosynthetic process. The transcript has a single exon. Bases 1 to 492 code for a protein of 163 amino acids.